AUGCAGCUGAGCCGCGCCGCCGCCGCCGCCGCCGCCCCUGCGGAGCCCUCGGCGCCGCUGUCCCCCGUGCCGGCCCCGGCCCCCCCCGGCCCCCUCCCGCGCAGCGCGGCCGACGGGGCUCCGGUGGGGGGGCAGGGGGGGCCGGGGCGCCGCGAGGAGCCCCGGGGCGCCCAGCUCCCGGCCGCGAGCGGCCACGGCCGGGGCGCGGGGAUGGACGGCCCCGGGGCCAGCGCCGUGAUCGUGCGCGUCGGCAUCCCGGACCUUCAGCAGACGAAGUGCCUGCGCCUGGACCCGGCCGCGCCGGUGUGGGCAGCCAAGCAGCGCGUGCUCUGCGCCCUCAACCACAGCCUCCAGGACGCGCUCAACUACGGGCUCUUUCAGCCGCCCUCCCGGGGCCGCGCGGGCAAGUUCCUGGACGAGGAGCGGCUCCUGCAGGAAUACCCGCCCAACCUGGACACGCCCCUGCCCUACCUGGAGUUUCGAUACAAGCGGCGAGUUUAUGCCCAGAACCUCAUUGAUGAUAAGCAGUUUGCAAAGCUUCACACAAAGGCGAACCUGAAGAAGUUUAUGGAAUACGUCCAGCUGCACAACACGGAAAAGGUGGCACGCCUGCUGGACAAGGGGCUGGACCCCAAUUUCCACGAUCCUGACUCAGGAGAGUGUCCUCUGAGCCUUGCGGCCCAGCUAGACGAUGCCACGGACCUGCUGAAGGUGCUGAGGAACGGCGGCGCUCACCUGGACUUCCGCACCCGCGACGGGCUCACCGCUGUGCACUGUGCCGCGCGCCAGCGGAAUGCGGCGGCCUUGACGACCCUGCUGGACCUGGGCGCUUCCCCCGACUACAAGGACAGCCGCGGCCUGACGCCCUUGUACCACAGCGCCCUGGGCGGGGGGGACGCGCUCUGCUGUGAGCUGCUCCUGCACGACCACGCUCAGCUGGGGACCAGCGACGAGAACGGCUGGCAGGAGGUCCACCAGGCCUGCCGCUUUGGGCACGUGCAGCACCUGGAGCACCUGCUGUUCUACGGAGCCAACAUGGGGGCCCAGAACGCCUCGGGGAACACAGCCCUGCACAUCUGCGCCCUCUACAACCAGGAGAGCUGUGCCCGCGUCCUGCUUUUCCGUGGAGCCAAUAAGGAUGUCCGCAAUUAUAACAGCCAGACAGCCUUCCAGGUGGCCAUCAUAGCAGGGAACUUUGAGCUUGCGGAGGUCAUCAAGACUCACAAAGAUUCGGAUGUUGUACCAUUCAGGGAAACCCCCAGCUAUGCGAAGCGGCGGCGGCUGGCUGGCCCUAGCGGCCUUGCCUCUCCUCGGCCCCUGCAGCGCUCAGCCAGUGACAUCAACCUGAAGGGUGAGGUGCAGCCAGCAGCUUCUCCUGGACCUUCACUGCGAAGCCUCCCCCACCAGCUGCUGCUGCAGCGGCUGCAGGAAGAGAAAGGCCGGGACCGGGAUGGCGACCAGCAGAGUGACGGCAGUGGCCCCGCAGCAGGCAGGGGCAGCCAGAGUAAGAUCAGCCCGAGCGGUCCCGGCGGCCCCGGCGGCCCCGGCCCCGCGCCCGGCCCCGGCCCGGCGCCCCCCGCGGCCCCCGCGCCGCCGCCCCGGGGCCCGAAGCGGAAACUUUACAGCGCCGUCCCCGGCCGCAAGUUCAUCGCCGUGAAGGCGCACAGCCCGCAGGGCGAGGGCGAGAUCCCGCUGCACCGCGGCGAGGCCGUGAAGGUGCUCAGCAUUGGGGAGGGCGGUUUUUGGGAGGGGACCGUGAAAGGCCGCACGGGCUGGUUCCCGGCUGACUGCGUGGAGGAGGUGCAGAUGAGACAGUAUGACACGCGGCACGAAACCCGGGAGGACCGGACGAAGCGACUUUUCCGCCACUACACAGUGGGCUCCUAUGACAGCCUCUCUGCACACAGCGACUAUGUCAUUGACGACAAGGUGGCUGUCCUGCAGAAACGGGACCACGAAGGCUUUGGCUUUGUGCUCCGGGGGGCCAAAGCAGAGACCCCCAUCGAGGAGUUCACGCCCACGCCGGCCUUCCCGGCGCUUCAGUAUCUCGAGUCGGUGGACGUGGAGGGCGUGGCCUGGAGGGCCGGGCUGCGCACGGGGGACUUCCUAAUCGAGGUGAAUGGAGUGAACGUGGUGAAGGUCGGGCACAAGCAGGUGGUGGCUCUGAUCCGCCAGGGCGGGAACCGCCUCGUCAUGAAGGUGGUGUCAGUGACAAGGAAGCCUGAAGAAGAUGGGGCUCGGCGCAGAGCCCCGCCGCCCCCUAAGAGGGCCCCCAGCACCACGCUGACCCUGCGCUCCAAGUCCAUGACGGCGGAGCUUGAGGAGCUCGCCUCCAUUCGGAGAAGGAAAGGGGAGAAGCUGGACGAGAUCCUGGCAGCCGCCACGGAGCCGGCGCUGAGGCCAGACAUCGCGGAUGCUGACUCGAGAGCUGCCACCGUCAAGCAGCGGCCCACCAGUCGCAGGAUCACCCCUGCUGAGAUCAGCUCACUGUUUGAGCGCCAGGGCCUCCCAGGCCCAGAGAAGCUGCCAGGCUCCCUGCGGAAGGGGAUUCCACGGACCAAGUCUGUAGGGGAAGAUGAGAAGCUGGCGUCCUUGCUGGAGGGGCGCUUCCCGAGGAGCACGUCGAUGCAGGAUUCAGUGCGCGAGGGCCGAGGCAUCCCGCCCCCGCCGCAGACCGCACCUCCGCCCCCGCCCGCACCCUACUACUUCGACUCCGGGCCGCCCCCCGCCUUCUCGCCGCCGCCUCCGCCGGGCCGCGCCUACGACACCGUGCGCUCCAGCUUCAAACCCGGCCUGGAGGCGCGCCUGGGCGCGGGCGCCCCGGGCCUGUAUGAUGCCGGCGCGGCCCUGGGGCCGCUGCCCUACCCGGAACGGCAGAAGCGCGCGCGCUCCAUGAUCAUCCUUCAGGACUCGGCGCCCGAGGCAGGCGACGUCCCCCGGCCCCCGCCAGCGGCCACCCCGCCGGAGCGCCCGAAGCGUCGGCCGCGGCCGCCCGGCCCCGACAGCCCUUACGCCAACCUGGGCGCCUUCAGCGCCAGCCUCUUCGCGCCGUCCAAACCUCAGCGCCGCAAAAGCCCGCUGGUGAAGCAGCUGCAGGUGGAGGACGCGCAGGAGCGCGCGGCCCUGGCCGUGGGCAGCCCUGGCCCGGCGGGCGGCAGCUUCGCCCGGGAGCCCUCCCCGACACACCGCGGGCCUCGGCCGAGCGGCCUCGACUACGGCCCCGGAGACGGGCCCGGGCUCGCGUUCGGCGGCCCGGCCCCAGGCAAGGACCGGCGGCUGGAGGAGCGGCGGCGCUCCACCGUCUUCCUGUCUGUGGGCGCCGUGGAGAGCAGCCCUCCCAGCGCAGACCUGCCCUCCCUGCAGCCCUCCCGCUCCAUUGACGAGCGCCUGCUGGGGCCCGGCGCCACCACCGGCCGUGACCUGCUGCUGCCCUCCCCUGUCUCCGCUCUGAAGCCAUUGGUCAGCGGCCCGAGCCUUGGGCCUUCGGGCUCCACCUUCAUCCACCCGCUCACCGGCAAACCCCUGGACCCCAGCUCACCCCUGGCCCUUGCCCUGGCUGCCCGGGAGCGGGCUCUGGCCUCGCAGGCGCCCUCCCGGUCCCCCACACCUGUGCACAGCCCUGACACCGAGCGCCCUGGGCCCUUGUUUGUGGACGUGCAGGCUCGUGACACCGAGCGAGGGCCCCUGGCCUCCCCAGCCUUCUCCCCGAGGAGCCCAGCCUGGGUUCCUGUGCCUGCUCGCAGGGAAGCCGAGAAGGCCCCCCGGGAGGAGCGGAAGUCGCCGGAGGACAAGAAGUCCAUGAUCCUCAGCGUCCUGGACACAUCCCUGCAGCGGCCAGCCGGCCUCAUCGUCGUGCACGCCACCAGCAACGGGCAGGAGCCCAGCGGGCUGGGGGCCGAAGAGGAGCGCCCGGGCACCCCAGAGCUGGCCCCGGCCCCCCCGCAGUCGGCCGUGGUGGCAGAGCCCCUGCCUAGCCCCCGGGCCCAGCCCCCUGGCAGUACCCCAGCAGACGCCGGGCUGGGCCAGGGCAGCUCAGAGGAGGAGCCAGAGCUGGUGUUCGCCGUGAACCUGCCGCCGGCCCAGCUGUCCUCCAGCGAUGAGGAGACCAGAGAGGAGCUGGCCCGCAUCGGACUCGUGCCGCCUCCUGAAGAGUUUGCCAAUGGGGUCCUGCUGGCCACCCCGCUCCCUGGCCCAGGUCCCUCGCCCGCCACGCUGCCAGGCCCGGCCUCAGGGAAGCCGAGCAGCGAGCCGCCCCCUGCCCCCGAGUCUGCAGCGGAUUCGGGGGUGGAGGAGGCCGACACGCGCAGCUCCAGCGACCCCCACCUGGAGACCACGAGCACCAUCUCCACCGUGUCCAGCAUGUCCACCCUGAGCUCGGAGAGCGGGGAACUCACCGACACCCACACCUCCUUCGCCGACGGACAUACUUUUCUACUCGAGAAGCCACCAGUGCCUCCCAAGCCCAAGCUCAAGUCCCCGCUGGGGAAGGGGCCGGUGACCUUCAGGGACCCGCUGCUGAAGCAGUCCUCGGACAGCGAGCUCAUGGCCCAGCAGCAUCACGCCGCCUCCGCCGGCUUGGCCUCUGCUGCCGGGCCUGCUCGCCCUCGCUACCUCUUCCAGAGAAGGUCCAAGCUGUGGGGGGACCCCGUGGAGAGCCGGGGGCUCCCCGGGCCCGAAGACGACAAACCAACUGUGAUCAGUGAGCUCAGCUCCCGCCUGCAACAGCUGAACAAAGACACCCGCUCCCUGGGGGAGGAGCCAGUUGGCGGCCUGGGUGGCCUGCUGGACCCUGCCAAGAAGUCGCCCAUCGCGGCAGCUCGCUAAGGACUCGGAGGAUAAGUGGGGGCUUGGGAAACUGGUGCUGCCUCCCCCGAGUGGUUCGGCAGCGCCGCCCUCCAGCUCCCAUCAUCCCAGGCUUGCGCUGCGGCCCUCCCCUUUUCACCUCUUCCAACUCCCAGUUGAAUGGGAAAGCCCUCUUCCCAGCAGGGCGAUGUUUAAAGUGCCCUUCGAGGGGGUGUUAGGGGUGUGGCCAGGAGUGCCCAGUUGGAGUGAGCGGCCCAGGUCCGAGGCCUCUGAGGGACGGAGGGUGGGGAUUCCCUGAUGCAGCCUGGACCAGUCCCCAUCUUCGCUCUCUGUCUCUCCCCCCCCUCCACCAGCCCUUCCUUUCCGCUGUGCCCCUUGGUCCUGAUGGAAAUUAAAGCCAUUGACAGCGGGUAGCACAGUGCCUGGCACGGUGCAGGCCUCAAUAAAACAUUUGCUAAACGUACGAAAGAACAAAGCUAAAUGCAAGUGCUGUCUUUUGUGAUCUGAGGUCUAGGGAGGCGGCUUAGGACAAAUGCCACAGAAGGACAGACACUUGGCUGAGGUUGGCCGGUUGUCGAGCCCCUCGGCCGAGCUCAGGAGAGCCCAGGUGUUGCCUCAGCGCUGCUGGCUCCCGUGGGGCAGCUGGGCAGUCACAGGGCAGGAGGAGGCGGUCUCUGGGCUGGACCUUCCGCCACGUCCCUCACGGUCGUCCUCAGCAUUUCCCCUUUGUCACGGCGAGGCUCUCUUGUCCAGUGGGUCUGGGUCAUGCCAGAACCUGUGUUUGUUUCCUUUCUUGGAAGCGGUGUGGGGGAGGGGGCAAGGCCAGCAGUUCCAACCUUUGCAUCGCAUCUGUCCUGCAGGCCCACUGGAGAGUGAGCCUCUUUCCCUCAGGAGUUCCUGCAGAAUCCCGGCCUCCGAUUGGCUUCGUGUGGAUCCCCUGCCUCCCCUGAAACAGGCACUGGGGUCAGGGAGACAUAGGGCUGCUGUUGGCCAGGCCUGCCUCAUAUGCUAUCCUGGGAGCCAGGGCAUGGGAUCAGCCAGAGCUACCGGAUGGGUGCUGAGUGAGGGGGGCGGGUAUCCAAAGGAAAAUCAGGUGCUGUUCCCAAAGGUACCAGAUGCCGGAGAGCCUAAAACAAGAGACUCCCUGUGCCAUGGCAUUCACCAGCUUUAGCACCUCGCUUUGUUCCCUGACAUCGGCCUGGGGUCAGAUGGCCCUGGAUUCCAACCCUCAGCAGGUUGCAUCUGAGUUUGUAUUCUUGGACAAACCACUUAACCUCAGUGGACUUCAGUCCCACCCCUGUGAACUGGUGAGGGUGACCAGGCACUCAGCCAGGCCGGUAGGGGGACUCUUAGGGUCCUUACGGGAAAAUGAGCGCUCUGCACUGGAGAAGGCCAGGUCACGUUACUUCAUCUUCAGAGCCAUUCUGUUCGAUGGAUAAUAAUAUAAUCUCCAUUUUCCAGACAAUAAAAUCGAGGUUCUAAGGAGAUCCAUUCCAGCCAGUAGAUGGUGGCAUCUGACCUCAAGCCCCGCUAUCUGUCCACUAUAAUCUGGAGCCUCUGUCGUUAAACCCCUUCUAGUGACAGACACUGUGUUUAUGUGCAGUAGUUCCCCUCACACAGAAAUGCAUAUGUGUUCGUUGUGUAGACCGAACCUUUGUUUAUCAGUCAGGCGUAUAACGAACAGCACGUGGAUUCUGAAAUUACUCGCAGUUGAGCCCAGCCGGUGCCGCUUGACAGGCCCAGCGACGUUACCCGUCUGCCCUGCCUUUCCUUCCCCACCUCCCUCCACAUUCCCUUCUGCUCCUGUUCACACUUCCUUCCUUCCUUCCUCUUAUUCCUCUUCCUUCUUGCCCUCGGACCUGGGUGAAACCAUGGCCCUCUGGAGUGGGCCCCACUGCCUGUCCUCGACCCUUCGCUUCUGGCCACUGGCGGGCGGCUGAGCAGGAGGUGCCGUGGCCACGUCCAGUCGGCCCCGCGUGUGGCCGGCAGUGGCUGUGUUGCCCAUCGGCGCUGCUGGGCAGCUCUUGUUUUGCCGCCAGCAGUGGCUAGAGUCUGACACUCAUUUCUCACGUAGUGAUAAAAGUGCUAGUGAUACUGUCUUUCAGAGACAUGUCCGAAGUGCAGGAAGUUCUGAUGUCCCGGUGGGGCUGUGACCUUCCCAGGAUGGAUCCUAGCUGAAGCCCUAGGGCAGUUGCCACGGCCACCCAGUGGGUCACACCCCUGUGCCUUGUCCACUGGCCCCCCAUGUGUUCCCUCGCAGGCCUGCCCCUCUCCUCACCCGACAGGCACCACAAGAAAGGAAGCGCCUGCUCUGCCCACCUUCCUCACUGACAGCUCAGUCUAGGCUCUGGCGUCCUUUACCCGCAAGACACUCUGCGGCCCGAGAUCUAGGAAGAUCUCAGAAGGGGAAGGGGAGGUUACCCCUUACGUCAUGGACUUGAAGCUCGGCAACUUGUGGAAAUGCACUGGGGCCAUCCAGAAGGCCCAUGGCCUUUGGCUUUUUGGAACUUUGAUCCCAGACCAUCCACCUCUUUAUGCUUCUAGCUUUGGGUCUAGCCUGAUAGGCAGAACAUUUGUCUGCUCAGAGCCCCACAUCUGCUCUGAACUCCCUUUGUCUUCCAGACCCCACGGUUGGAUCUGAAUCCCACAUGUGGUCUGAGGGCCACAUGUCUCUGAGCCCCACAGCAAUACUCAGUUUUGCUGUGGCCCUCAGUUUUACACCUGUCUGACCGUCACAUCUGAUUUUACAGAAAAGAGUUCAUGGCGAAAUAGCUUUGGAAACACAAAGUUGAUGAGGUUUCUUUCCUGCAGUACUUCUCAGAACUUUUGAUGUGCUGUGUGCUGUGGUCUCGGACAGCUUCUUUAGUAGAUCACUAAUUAGCAUCCCACAGGAGAUGCACGUUUCUGCGAUGGUGGAGAAACCCUGCCCUAGGGACCUGCUGUGAGCCCGGUCCUGCUAGCACGUCUGACAGGGAUCUGGAUAAAGCCAUGCAUGACUGCAGGUGCCUCAGGGCUUGUUCUUUUGAAACUGGACCUGUUGUGUGCUGGCCAGUGCAGAGCACAGGGGCCAGGCUGUGCUCUGUCCUUGCGGAGGUCCUCACAGGUUGGGGACCUGUGAGGUGUGUUCGCAGGAGAUGUGAUCAGGGCUUCAGGAGUUCACGGAACUCUGCUAGGGGAGCGGGAAGGGGUCACAGAGGAGGGGUCAUAGGGGCAUCUGGGUGCAUCAAGGUUGGAGCCAUGACCUGGUGUGGGCGGUGAGAAGUUAGGGCUGGAGUGAGACACGGAGACCAGAGAGAGUGCGAUGGGACGCUCACAAGCCCGUAUAUAGUUUGUGCUCCUGUUGAGGAUUAUUUCCGUUAAUGAGGCUCUUAAAUGUCAAAAGGCCCCAGGCCUAGACCUGCCCUGCGUGAGUGCAGUGGCAGGAGGCUGCAGGCAGAGGCCAGGGCUGGAGUGGGCUGCUUCUUGCCUGUCGGCACCAAUGGGUUGACGGGCAGUCAAGCCUGAGAGUGACAUGUCACAUUGUUUUUGUUUUGUAACAUUUUUUUUUCAGUGCAUAUUGUGUUCCUGGCUUUGAGCUAGGUACCAAGAGUCAAGGAUAACAAUUAGGAAGUGAGAGGAAAGGUCCUGAGUGGGACCAUGAAAGGUCUGGAUCCAGAGGUGGCUGGGGGUGAGGAGGAGGGCCAGGGUUAAUGCUGGGAGUUGGUGACAUAUCAGCCAUGGGGGUGAAAGGAUGGAGCAGCUGAUGGUGGCUCCCAGGCCUCUGGGGCGAGGGAGAGCAUGUUUGGAGACCCCAGGAGAGGUCUGGGGAGAGCUCAGGAGAGCUCAGGAGAGAGUGGCUUGGCUUCACAUGUGGCAUUCAUGAGCACAUCGGUCACAGAAAAGGGUGGGAGCGGAUGACGUGGCCUGGGAGAAGGUGUGAACUAAGAGGGGAACCUAUCUAGGAAGGAAGGGGUAGAGGAAAGGGUGCCUAAGAGGGAAAGCAGCGGACAGGUCAGCAAGGGGAUUCUGCUGACAGCCUUGGUAACUGCAGGGGCGAGGGGUGGGGGGGCAAGACCAGGCCUCACUGGUCGAGGAGUCACGAGGAAGCCAGACACUGCAACGUUCAGACACUGGUGGGAAAGUUGCUGGGGAGUGUGGAGCCUGGCUGAGACGUCUGGAGGAAGAGCGGAAGGCGCCCAGGGGUGCUGGUGCCUAGCAAGGUACCCCAUGUUAGAGAAUGGGUGGCCCAGAAGCCCUCUGGGAGGCCGGCAGGGGUUGAUGUGGCCAUGCCAUGGUCAGAGCCUGGCUGGGGAGGCCGUCAGACAGCUCAGAGUGGUGACGGACAGCGAUGGCUCUGCAGAGGUGGUGUGGAAACAUGUGGACCUUGACCAUGGAUGCUCCCAGGGUGCCUGGCCUGGGGCAAUGUGGGAAGUUCCCUGUUCCCCAAGAGGAAGGGCAGGAGGAGCAGACGCCUGGGCCAUGGGCAUCCCUGGCCACUCCCUGCUAUGCCCUGGGGUCUUGGGAGGGCAGCCUUAGGAGUGUGACCGGCCCGCUCCCCUGCACUCCAGUGGAUCAGCCCCUCACUCUUGGCACCUCCUGGCACCAGCCCUAGCCUCUGGCAGGUGCCCACCUCCCCACACCCAGUAUCUCCCCUCGGCAGGGUCUCCCUGGUGCUCCUGAGCCGGUCUGCCCUCAUCCUAGGCCUCCAGCUCACCCCCUGCCAGGGCCCCAGACCCUGCUCCGGGGGACUCUGGGGGUGGGCCACGCAGAACUCCAUCCUGAGGUGCAGGUCCCCAUGCCAGGGUGGGAUGCGUGAGGGCCCGGGGUGGCGGGAGGGGAGCGCUGUACUGGGCCCAGCCCCCCAGCGCUGCUCCCUCGCCCUCUCCCUAGCAAUCACCACCACUUGGGCGCCCUCCCCCACCCUCCACUGCCGCCCCACUUUGCUCCGAAACCCAGGCGGUACCAUGGAGGUCAGAUGUGGGAGAGGGGAGGGUUUCUUCUGGUGAUUGGUGCCUGUUCCUUGAGCCCAUCACCCCAGGUGUCCUUGGCGUCCCCCUCUGCUGGGUGGGGGAAGCAUGGUCUGGCCUCUUCAAGAGGCUCUGCUCUGGAUCUGAGCAAUUGGGCAAGGCAGCAGGGACAGAGGCAGAGGAGAGGAGCCAGUGGAAGGCAAUGGAAACCAGGUUGAGUAGGAGGGACAGAGCUGGAUCUCCAGGGGGAGGCUGACCUUGCACGGGUGAGACGGGAAAAGACAAAACCUGCUUUCAGGGGAGGAAGGAUGCUCAGGGUGCCCGUGCGGUGUGGGACAGGGACCAGUCAGGAUGGCACAGAGGUGGGUGGGGGAACCCAGGGGAGGGGUCCUUAGCCCAGUGCGGGCAAGGGCAGGGAGAGGGAGGUGGGAUGGCAGCUGGAGAGAGGCCCUUCAGGCAGCAGCAGCACAAGGGGACACAAAGCAUCCCCAAGUGCCAGGGGUCUGCUGAGCAGCUGCCACACAGGGUUCUUAGUAAAGCCUGUGGAUGGACACCACUGUGGUCUGCACUUCACGGACCAGGGGAACAGGUCACAGGGAAACCAGGAGCCCACCCAGCUCUGCCCACGUCGGGCCUGCACUUUCCUUCCUCCAGCAGCUCCAGAUGUGUUCCCUCCCAUCGCACCUGGGCCCACUGCACCUGAAUUCCUCCCUUACCGGGUAUCUGGCCAGGGGGUCCCUGCACCUGGCUGCCCUCACUGUGGUCGUGACUGGGGGCCGUGUGCCUGCUUUGAGGGCCUGGGCCGCUAACACUCUCUCUCAUUGCUCUCUCCUGCCCAUCUGCAUGUGGCUGCUCUGUCUAGCUGCGCGGUGGUCCCGAGCGCCGGCUGUGUAAGUGAGCAUGCCCAUCCCAUGCCUCUCACUGUCCGUGCGCUGCACCUGCCCGCCUGGAUCUCUGCUCUGCGUGGCUUCACGGGGCUUUGGUGCCACUGAC
Balaenoptera acutorostrata (minke whale) is the source of this 10742-nucleotide messenger RNA. It is a transcript of the gene SHANK3, whose product is annotated as SH3 and multiple ankyrin repeat domains 3. Lineage: Eukaryota; Metazoa; Chordata; Mammalia; Artiodactyla; Balaenopteridae. The transcript is spliced from 22 exons. Gene Ontology annotation, cellular component: dendritic spine; postsynaptic membrane; postsynaptic density. The coding region runs from base 1 to 4824 and encodes 1607 amino acids. The record is from RefSeq and is a predicted model, not a curated record. Gene Ontology annotation, molecular function: synaptic receptor adaptor activity; ionotropic glutamate receptor binding.